Messenger RNA from Daphnia pulex (common water flea), 5296 nucleotides. It is a transcript of the gene Klp64D, whose product is annotated as kinesin-like protein KIF3A. Gene Ontology annotation, biological process: microtubule-based movement. NCBI's taxonomy places the organism in Eukaryota, Metazoa, Arthropoda, Branchiopoda, Diplostraca, Daphniidae. The record is from RefSeq and is a predicted model, not a curated record. Bases 121 to 2187 code for a protein of 688 amino acids. The transcript has 15 exons. Gene Ontology annotation, molecular function: microtubule motor activity; ATP binding; microtubule binding.
CUUCUGCUAGAAUCUGGUAGAAACAUGCGAUUCUCAAUUUCAGUGAUCUAAAAGGGUGGGGUUUUGAUCUCAUAUAGAUCUCAUUUGAGAAUUGCACCAGUUAUUUUCAUGUACUGGUAAAUGAUGGACACCAGCUCUAUAUCGGAAAAUGUCAAAGUUGUGGUCAGAGUGAGACCACUGAGCGAAACUGAGAAGACUGCCGGUUACAAAACCGUCGUCAAAGUUGAUUCAGUUAAUAAUACUAUUAUUCUUCGAGCCCAAAACAAUGGUGCUAAUGGGACUGGUCAAUCGUACAAUGAUGUGGACAGAAGCUUUGUGUUUGAUUCUGUAUUCGGACAAGAAUCUUCUCAGAUGGAAGUCUACAACCAUGCUGCAAGACCUCUAGUUCAGAAUGUUCUGGAAGGAUAUAAUGGCACAAUAUUUGCCUAUGGGCAAACUGGAACAGGCAAAACAUUCACCAUGGAGGGCAACCCUCAAGCCCCUGAACUAAGGGGAAUCAUUCCAAAUUCAUUUGCACACAUCUUUGGCCAUAUAGCUAAAGAAUCAGAAAGAAAAAAGUUCUUAGUUCGUGUCUCUUACCUUGAAAUCUACAAUGAAGAAGUCAGGGAUUUACUGAGCAAGAACCAAAAUGUCCAUCUGGAAAUCAAAGAAAGGCCCGACGUUGGCGUCUAUGUCAAAGAUCUGUCUACUUAUGUUGUGAAUAAUGCCGAGGACAUGGAGCGUAUAAUGACGAUGGGAAAUAAAAAUAGAUCGGUGGGUGCUACCCAAAUGAACAUCCAUUCAUCGCGUUCUCACGCCAUUUUCACGGUUGCCGUCGAGUGCAGCGAGAAAGGAAUAGAUGGAAACAGCACUCUUCAUGUCGGUCGACUGAAUCUGGUGGAUUUGGCUGGAAGUGAACGACAGACCAAAAGUGGAGCUUCAGGUCUCCGACUGCGAGAAGCAUCCAAGAUCAAUUGGUCAUUAUCUACAUUGGGAAAUGUAAUUUCAUCUUUGGCUGAUGGCAAGGCCUCUCACGUUCCAUACCGCAAUUCCAAGCUAACUAGGCUGUUGCAAGAUUCUCUUGGUGGAAACGCCAAAACCCUCAUGUGCGCAAAUAUCGGACCCGCAUCUUUCAACUUUGAUGAAACUCUGAACACACUUCGCUAUGCAAGCCGAGCCAAAAAUAUCCGAAACAAAGCUCGUAUCAACGAGGAUCCUAAGGAUGCGUUGCUCAAGCAAUUCCAAAGAGAGAUUGAAGAGCUUCGUAGACAGUUAGAAGAAGUUGGUAGUGCCAGUUCGGACGAAAGUGGCGAAGAAAACUACGAGCUGCGCAAAGAUAAGAAACGAAAACCGCGGACGGAGAGUGAACGAGCUGCCAUCAAAGCCAAGAUUGAUGAGGAGCGAAGAAUGGUUAUGGAAAGUAGCCAACUAGCGGAGGAGGAGCGCAAAAAAGUGGCCCAAACUUUGGCGGAACAAGAGAAAGAAUUGCAGACUGCUGCGGAAGAAGAAAUGCGUCUGAGACAGAAACUAGCUUCACUUGAAAGCAAAGUCAUCGUAGGAGGUGAGAAUUUGCUUGACAGGGUGGAACAACAGGCCAGUUUGCUAGAGGAUGCGAGAAAAGAGCUUGAGAAACGAAAGGCCAAAGAAGAUUUGCUGCGCCAACAGUUGCAAGAGAAAGAAGCCGAGCGGAUAGAUAUGGAAGAGCGUUACAGCUCGUUGCAAGAAGAGGUGCAGGGUAAGACGAGAAAGCUGCGCAAAGUCUGGACGCUACUUCACUCGUCCAAGAGCGAGAUUGAAGAUAUGAGGCAGGAACAUCAGACACAAAUGGAACAACUCCUCGAGGGUGUACGACAGCUCUCUAAAGAAUUAAAGCUUUCUACUUUGGUCGUCGACGAAUACAUCCCGGCUGCGUAUCAGCAAAUUAUCGAACAACAUGUCAACUGGAGUGAAGAGUACGGUGAAUGGCAACUGAGAGGCGUGGCCUAUGCUGGAAAUAACAUCAACCAGUACAAUUCUCCUCGGCGAUCUGCUCGCUCCACCUACAGACCUGAACUGGAUCUCAGUUACGUGUAUCUCUCAUAUGACGACAUCAUUGGCUUAUCUGAUCCUGUUCGUCCUAAAUCAGCGAAAAUGAAAUCUCGGUCGGCGACCAGUGCGCGCCUUACAGGAAAAGGUGCUCGCACCCCCUCAGCUCAGCGGACAAAAUAAAAUUUUCCUUGAAUACUCGCUAGUCAAAACUACACCCAAAUGUGCUACAAGUCUACAACUAUAAUUUGAUAUGCCUAACUUUUCAGCUUAUGGAACAAAAUACAACGCAAUUGUUCCGUGACAGGCAGUGCAGUGCCUUUUUUAUUUGAAUUGCCAUCUGUUUACGUAAGUAACAACACAUGGGUUCUAAUGAGUUGAUUUCUACGUGUCACCUGGCACGUUCACCGUUUGUUGACUUUUAUCACGCUUAUCGUGAAUUGUUGUGGAAAACAAAUUAUAGAGAUAAAAACCCCGAAUAUAACGAAUUUCAUGCUGGAAGAUCCCGAUUGGUCAACGCAAAUUCAUAAAAAAAAAUGUCAACAAAUUGUCGAUUCAUUGUUGGUAUUCAUUGAUGACGAAGCAUUCUGACAUCAGAUCAAGAAAUUUCGACUUGUCGCUUGUUGCAUGAUAUUUUGUGCGUGUUACAUUCGGAAAACUACAAGGGAAGUCCCUUGUUUGUUUGAAUUACCACUGGAAAACUAUCCACCAAUAGGAAUUGGCUUAUGCAAUUGUUUUGACGUCAUGAUGCUAAACAGCAACUUUUCUUCAAGGGCUUCCAUUCCAAAUCCAUCAUGGCCGACACUACAGACAUUCUCUAGCAUUCAAAGAGUAACAUCAUAGCACACCAUCAGAAAGAUUUCCUUGAUACAAAUUAGUGUUCUUCCCAAUCGUACCUACUUUUUAAAUUAAUCAGAGAAUCUGGUUCGACCAAUCAGCAAUUUUAAAUCGGAAUACAAAUCCUGGUUUUUGUGAUUUAACGUUUUUCAAUCGACAUAGUUAUUUCAAAAAGGAAUGGCUGUAUCACAGAAAGUUUCGAACGUUAUCAUACCAAUUGCGGACAAAAAAUUGGCUGCCGUUUCCAUGUUUCACCUUGUUGAUUGUGGUUAUUUCUGUAAAGACUUGAUUGUUGAUGUAUUUGUUGCUGUAGAACCGUGGCAUUCUCAAAAGUACAGCACUGUUUUGGGACAAAACAAAACCUUCCAUUAAAUUGAUAAGAUAUUUCCAUGGAUUACAUUAGAGGCCCUGAUGCCCGUUUCAGGGCUCCAUCAUUCAGUGGAUGUGUGAAAUCAGCCUCCAGUAGGCCUAACAGAAUGUUGUCUCUAAACAACUAUGGGUUUGAUGACUUAACAUUUCAUGUGAAAAAAGGAUUGGAUCCUGGUACAAAGCUCUUUCAGGCUCCACCUUUUGUUGUUGGCGGUUUUGUUGGCAGCAAAAGUUGUGAACAAAAAAGUAUAUGUAUAUCGUUUAAUUUCAAGGAUAUGUUUGAAAGUUUAAUGGACACAGUGAUACCUAAUGUCAAAUCAUCUAAUCAUACUCAAACUAAACCAUUUGGUGAAAAGUAUUGUCAGAAACAGACAGUGACUAUUCCUAAUAGUUGUGCGAAAACGAAAACAUCGCCAAGUAAAAGUGAAUAUCUACCACCAAACGUAGUGAUAUCGUCCCCCGCAGUGACGCAAGUCGUAUCUGUUUCAUCACCUACUAUGCCGAAUCAGCAAGAAAAUCAACUGAGUCCUGCCCCUUGCCGGACCGUUAGUGAAAGCUCGGAAAGCAGUUGGGCUAGUGUGAGUCCGGAAGCGAAUCAAGAUGUGCUCUUAUCUAAUCCAUGGCUGAGAAACAUUGUGGUUUGUGUUGGGGACAGCGACGACUCUGAUGAAUCUGACUCAGAUUGGGACUGCGUCGAGGAUUUCCAAAGCGAAAACGGCGAAGUUAUUAGUGACUUUAAAUGGAACGGUGAUUCACUUUCUCCAAUUUCGUCACCCGUUAGUCAGACGCCCCCAGUGCCUGCUGCUGCUUUGGACGACUACGACAGCGACGAGAGUGAUGGUGUGUUGAUCUCUUGCGGAAGCGGGUACGUUUUUGACGAUGAGGAGGAAGCCAGAGAACGCAAACUGUCUGAGGAGCGUAUCCAGGAUGCUAAUCGCAGAUGGGAUCGAAAUUUGUCGACAGCUGUUGACGAAACGGACGGAAUUCGGAAAACCAGUCGAUCCAAGCAGGUACAUUUCCCUGUCGAUAGCAAACUUACUCGCAUCCGUCCAAUGCUCACCUGGACCCACGCUCAUCGAGCUGCCCGUAAAGGGGAUUGGGAGAGGUUUGCUCGUGAUGCAGACCGAUUCCGGGAAAGAAUUGACUCUACUGCUGCCAUUCUAGCCCCUAUUCUCGAUCCAUCGCAUCGCGAUCGUGUUCGCCGGAGAAACCUAAAAUACGAUGCCGAUCAUACAGACGCGAGCCAUUUGAAAUGAAUGUUGGCUUUGUAAGGUAUCCCCCGAUGCUGCACAUGUGUCUAAUAUUAAAAUUCGAAAAGCAUUUGUACAUUUCUUAUUUUCUUUACGAAAAAUUGAAAUAUGCAAUUCUUGUAUUAUUACGUGUAGGACCAUUUUUGGAAUUUGAUUCCAACCCCAUUCAGAUUUCUAAUGUUUCUACGCAUCUUGAAAACCCCGCACUCUUAUGAAACAAACUAAACAUGUUAUGGAAUUUCUUCACCUUCCGAAUUUAGCUUCUGUAAUAGAGAGAAAAAAAACAAGUAUCACAAAAAAAAAUACGAAAAAACCUGUAUUUAUUUCAAAUGUAUUCCAUUGGGUCAAAUCAUCUAAACCUUGACCUUAAUGAUUCUCCUUUUUUUUUUUUAGAUUUGUGAUUCCCAAGUGAUUUGUCAAUAGGUCUGUCGAUUUCAAAAUUUGAAACUUGUUCGGAAUGAAGACCCAUGAGAUGGAGGCGGUUCCUUUUAGAUUGGACCGUUAUUGACAAAAAAAGAAGAAAACAGUUAUUCCCAUUUUGGUCGUUUGUUCUGGUGUUCUUCUCUCACUCUUUUUAUUUCUUAUCCAACCCCAGACAGAUGGUUUUUGAAUGCAUUUCUAGCAUGAGGGGAAUUACGUACGAGAAGUGCACGCACCUGACGCCAAACUACUUCUCAAGUUUUAGCGUUACGUGGCCAAGUCAACCCAGCUACCAGCAUUUUUUUCGUUCCUGAUUCUGAUGGCUGGGUCUAUUAUCCUGCCGUGAUGGAUGACCCAUCAAUGGAUCUUCGACCCUCACUCACUCGACGCAACAUUCGCUUUUUCCUCUGGACCAG